Phacochoerus africanus (Common warthog) is the source of this 7401-nucleotide messenger RNA. RefSeq names its product potassium voltage-gated channel subfamily Q member 2 (gene KCNQ2). The transcript has 16 exons. Gene Ontology annotation, cellular component: membrane. NCBI's taxonomy places the organism in Eukaryota, Metazoa, Chordata, Mammalia, Artiodactyla, Suidae. Bases 1 to 2643 code for a protein of 880 amino acids. Gene Ontology annotation, molecular function: voltage-gated potassium channel activity. Gene Ontology annotation, biological process: potassium ion transport; transmembrane transport. The record is from RefSeq and is a predicted model, not a curated record.
AUGGUGCAGAAGUCGCGCAACGGCGGCGUGUACCCUGGCCCCAGCGGGGAGAAGAAGCUCAAGGUGGGCUUCGUGGGGCUGGACCCCGGCGCCCCCGACUCCACCCGGGACGGCGCGCUGCUCAUCGCCGGCUCCGAGGCCCCCAAGCGCGGCAGCAUCCUGAGCAAGCCGCGCGCGGGCGGCGCGGGCGCCGGGAAGCCCCCCAAGCGCAACGCCUUCUACCGCAAGCUGCAGAAUUUCCUCUACAACGUGCUGGAGCGGCCGCGCGGCUGGGCGUUCAUCUACCACGCCUACGUGUUCCUGCUGGUCUUCUCCUGCCUCGUGCUGUCCGUGUUCUCCACCAUCAAGGAGUACGAGAAGAGCUCGGAGGGCGCGCUCUACAUCCUGGAAAUCGUGACCAUCGUGGUGUUCGGCGUGGAGUACUUUGUGCGGAUCUGGGCUGCCGGCUGCUGCUGCCGGUACCGCGGCUGGAGAGGGCGGCUCAAGUUUGCUCGGAAGCCCUUCUGUGUGAUCGACAUCAUGGUGCUGGUGGCCUCCAUCGCCGUGCUGGCCGCCGGCUCACAGGGCAACGUCUUCGCCACGUCGGCGCUCCGGAGCCUGCGCUUCCUGCAGAUCCUCAGGAUGAUCCGCAUGGACCGGCGCGGCGGCACCUGGAAGCUGCUGGGCUCCGUGGUCUACGCGCACAGCAAGGAGCUGGUCACUGCCUGGUACAUCGGCUUCCUCUGCCUCAUCCUGGCCUCGUUCCUGGUGUACUUGGCGGAGAAGGGCGAGAAUGACCACUUCGACACGUACGCGGACGCGCUCUGGUGGGGCCUGAUCACCCUCACGACCAUCGGCUAUGGCGACAAGUACCCCCAGACCUGGAACGGGAGGCUCCUGGCCGCGACGUUCACCCUCAUCGGCGUCUCUUUCUUUGCUCUUCCGGCCGGCAUCUUGGGGUCUGGCUUUGCCCUGAAAGUUCAAGAGCAGCAUCGUCAGAAGCACUUCGAGAAGAGGCGGAACCCUGCAGCAGGCCUGAUCCAGUCCGCCUGGAGGUUCUACGCCACCAACCUGUCCCGCACGGACCUGCACUCCACGUGGCAGUACUACGAGCGCACAGUGACCGUGCCCAUGUACAGACUGAUCCCCCCGCUCAACCAGCUGGAGCUGCUGCGGAACCUCAAGAGUAAGUCUGGACUCGCCUUCAGGAAGGAGCCUCAGCCGGAGCCCUGUCCAAGUCAGAAGGUCAGUUUGAAAGACCGUGUCUUCUCCAGCCCCCGAGGCGUGGCUGCCAAGGGCAAGGGGUCCCCUCAGGCCCAGACCGUCCGGCGGUCGCCCAGCGCCGACCAGAGCCUGGAGGACAGUCCGAGCAAGGUGCCCAAGAGCUGGAGCUUCGGGGAGCGCGGCCGCGCACGGCAGGCCUUCCGGGCCAGGGGCGCCGCUUCCCGGCAGAACUCGGAAGAAGCAAGUCUCCCGGGAGAGGACGUUGCCGACGACAACAAGAGCUGCAACUGCGAGUUCGUGACGGAGGAUCUGACCCCGGGCCUCAAAGUCAGCAUCCGGGCCGUGUGUGUCAUGCGGUUCCUGGUGUCCAAGCGGAAGUUCAAGGAGAGCCUGCGGCCGUACGACGUGAUGGACGUGAUCGAGCAGUACUCGGCCGGCCACCUGGACAUGCUGUCCCGCAUCAAAAACCUGCAGUCCAGGGUAGAUAUGAUCGUGGGUCCCCCGCCCCCUUCAACUCCCCGGCACAAGAAGUACCCCAGCAAAGGACCCACGGCCCCUCCGAGAGAGUCGCCCCAGUACUCACCUAGAGUGGACCAGAUCGUGGGGCGGGGCCCGGCCAUGGCGGACAAGGACCGAAGCAAAGGCCCGGCUGAGGCGGAGCUGCCCGAGGACCCCAGCAUGAUGGGACGGCUGGGGAAGGUGGAGAAGCAGGUCCUGUCCAUGGAGAAGAAGCUGGAUUUCCUGGUGAACAUCUACAUGCAGCGCAUGGGCGUCCCCCCCGCCGAGACCGAGGCCUACUUCGGGGCCAAGGAGCCGGAGCCGGCACCGCCGUACCACAGCCCGGAGGACAGCCGGGACCACGGCGGCAGGAACUGCAUCAUCAAGCUCAUCCGCUCCGCCAGCUCCACAGGCCAGAAGAGCUUCGCGGCGCCCCCGGCCGUGCCCCCCGCCCAGUGCCCGCCCUCCACCUCGUGGCAGCAGCAGUGCUACGCGCGCCAGGGCCACGGCACCUCGCCCUCCGGGGACCCCGGCUCGCUGGUGCGCAUCCCGCCGCCGCCCACCCACGAGCGGUCCCUGUCGGCCUACAGCGGGGGCCACCGGGCCAGCACGGAGUUCCUGAGGCAGGAGGACGCCCCGGCCUGCAGGCCCCACGAGGCCGGCCUGCGGGACAGUGACACGUCCAUCUCCAUCCCGUCCGUGGACCACGAGGAGCUAGAGCGCUCCUUCAGCGGUUUCAGCAUCUCGCAGUCCAAGGAGAACCUGGACGCCCUCAACAGCUGCUACGCGGCCGUGGCCCCGUGUGCCAAAGUCAGGCCCUACAUCGCGGAGGGCGAGUCGGACACGGACUCGGACCUCUGCACCCCGUGCGGGCCGCCGCCGCGCUCGGCCACGGGCGAGGGCCCCUUCGGCGACGUGGGCUGGCCCGGGCCCCGGAAGUGAGGCCGCCCGCCGGCCUCUCCCUGACUCCCGGCCUCCGGGUCUUGAGGCGGGACCCCCCGGGGCCCUUUUCUUGCAGGAACGCGGCAGGGGUGCCGCGUGGGGCAGUGGCAGGCGCGGCCCCUGGUCUCUCGCACCAAGGUUGGCAAGAAUUCUUUUCCAGCAAGGGGCAGCCAGGCUGGCCGUGCCCAUCUGCAGACUGUUGGCCCAGGUGGGACAGAGGCCAGGGCCAAGGCUGAGGACAGGCCACUGGCAGCCAGGUGGUGGGCUGGGAGCAGGGCCGGGUGAGGGUGGCAGCGAGGGGCAGGCUGUCUCCUGAAGAUCGCGGCCUGGAGGCUGGGGAGGUGUGGCAGCCCCCUGGCGCGGCCUGCCCCACCCCGCCGUUUCUGCCCUGCCCCAUCCGCCUGCCAGCCCCGCUGGGGCCGUGGCCCUCGCCUUCUGGGUGCCCGUUCAGAGCUGCUGGUCAGUGUCGCUGCCCUUCUCCCGCUGGGUUCUGAGCGCCCUGUGGUGAGAGCCAGCCCCACAUCCAGGGCCCUGGCUUGGCAGGGUGGAGGCGAGGCGGGCCCAUCCUGGAGCAGAGGGACGCUCAGACCUCCUGAACUUGGCUCUGGUCGGGAGGGGCCCCGCAGGCUCCAGGGGUCCUUGGGGGCUCCCUUCCAGACCUGGAACGCGGGGGACUCUCCCCUCUGCCCUGGCCAGGCGCUGGCCACCAGGCUGCAGCCAGCCCUGCGAUGUGGGCCAGCCUGCGGAGGGCACCCCUGGGGCCGGGUUAGGGUUCCAGGGUCCUGUGCUGGGCGUGUCCUGGGGGCGGGAUUGCUCGCUUCCUCUGCUGGGACCCUGCCUCGCCCGGCCCCCUUCAGGCCCCCCAGGCUGGCCUGGACGAGGCCGUUGGGAAAUCCUUCAGAGCCUCGCAGGGUGGUGGAGGGCUGCUCUGUCCUGGGGGUGUCUCCUGCCCCCAGCCAGUCCCCUCCACUGACUGGCUUGCGCUGGGGCAGGGGCCCUGCCCCCUUCCCCCCCCCCCGUCCUGGCACCUUGGCCUGAGGGGCAUCAGCCAGCGUGGGAUCCCCAACCUGGGCCUUUGGCGGUCGGUCAGCUGGGGGUCUGGUAUUUGGGGUGACAGGACAGCAAGUCUGGACACCUCGCCCUCUGAGGGGUGACUGUACACCAGCACCAGGCUGGCUAAGCCACCGUGUCGGGGGAGAGCCUGCCUGUGUCCCCAGCAUGCUUCGGCCACCCCGGGCCGGGGCGGUCGGUGGGAGAGGCCACCUGUCCUCCAGGAAGGGCUUUGAGAGCGUUGUCCGCGGGGCACGUGCCCCUGGCUGUUGGGGUCCUGGCGCGCGGAGAUCUUCAGGGAUCGGAGUCUCUGCUGAGCUUCUGGGUGUGGCCCUGCCCUUGCCAGGACCCCCAGGGUGAGGGUGGGCUUGGCACCGGGCAGGAGGACCCAGCUUGGGGCUGGAAGCUGCGGACGGUGUGCCGGCCUGCGCCCGAGGACGCCCCUCCCUCCCCGCCUCCUGGGGCCCCACUCCCCUGAGUGUCUGCUCCGUGCACCCCAUCCUGUUCUCCGGGACGGUGUGUCCAGCCUCAGACACCCCAGGGGUGAGGAAGGCCCCUUCCCGUGUGGCUGGUGGGACGAGGCCCAGGCCCGUGGGCUCCUCUGGGAGAGAUCUGAGCCCCCGCCCCCACCCUCCUGUCAUGGGAGAGGGAGACCCCCCAGCUACAGGCCCCCAGAAGCACAUCCACGCCCCACCCCACCCCGGCCGCUGCUCCAAGGCCCUGGGAGAAGCCGCCUCAGGUGGCCAGCAGCUGGGGCCUGUCCCCUGCGGGGUCUCGGCCGCCAUGGCCCCCGUCCUGGUGGGGGCCCUUGGCCCAAGAGAGAGGGUUGUGUUCUGUUCCAUGUGCUGCCUGUGCCGUGGGCCGCAUGUUGGGAGGAGCCCCCGGAGCCGCCCAGCCAGACACAGGUGCCAAGGCCACCGCCCAAAGGCCCUCAGGUCACGGCAGGAGAGGCGGAGGCUAGACUGUCAGCAGGGGGGGCCGUGGAGGCUCCAAGGAAGCCUAACCCCUUGGAAAGCAGGAGGCACACGUCUCUGCUCAGGGGAUGGUUGGGGCGCAGUUUGGGGAUGGGAGGGUGGAGGCUCCGCGGGGCCCCCGGACCCCGGCCACGCAGCAUGUGCUCCUCCCAGUGCCUGCCCGCUGCCCAGCGCCCCUCGGGAGCCGUCGCAGGAAAGUGCCCGCUGCCCAGCGCCCCCUUGGGAGCCGUCACAGGAAAGACUUUGUUGGAAAGUCAGCGCCCUCUCUGGGCAUGCGUGUGACUCCGAGAGGGCGACCCUGCCCUGCGGCAAGCGUGACAAAGGUUUCUCAAGACAAGUGUAUUUGUUACUAGGCCCCCUUGCACAGGCCUGUGCUCACAUGCGCCUGCAAACACACACACACACACACACGUGGACACACGCACACGCCCACGUCCCAUGUCCACAUACCCGCACAGGUGCCUCAUCCCGCUCGUCUCUGAGGCUCUGUCCCCUUUAAGCCCAAGGAAUUAACAGCUUUGGGAGCUGCAGGUGGUCCUGGAACCUUGACCCCCGGGUGGAGGCUCCAGCUGCCCCGGCCUCUGGGCAGAUGCAGGGUCCUUGCUGCCCUUGCCUCCUCCUCAGCGGCCGUGGAGGGGUCCUGAGCACCCGCUCAGCCAGAGGCCAAGAGACUGCCUGUGGCCAGGGGUCCUGGAUGUUCACAGGGCGUCUCGUGGUGGCCUCUCUGCCCUCCUUGGCCGGGUGACCUAGCUUCUGCACCCCUCCCUUCACUGGGCCGCCCUGGAGGGUAGAGGGGCAGGUGACAGAGCCACAGCGGCACCACCCCGCUUUGGGGAGACUUGCUUCAAAACCCCAUUUGGAGACUCGGGGGGGGGGGGGGUCCAUAGCACGAGGGGCCCGCCUGGUUAGCACGAAGAAGGGACCCCUACCCGGCCCAGUCCCAGCCCAGAGUCAUCCCCCACCCGCAACUCCCCCCGCUUUCAUGGGUCAGUUUAGUGUUAACGUCUUCCCUGCCCCGGGCGGGGGGGCCCUCAGGGAUCCCAGAUCUGAGAAGUAGACACGGGAAAGGGGGAGGUGUCCUCUGCCAGCCCCACCUUUAGGGAGCACCUGUGGAGCAGGUGCCCACCCCACUGCUGUUUGCAGCCAAACUUGGCCCUGGGCCAUUUCUAGAUGCUUCUGAAGCCCAGAGUGGGGAGGGCUGCCUGGAGGCCUGUGUAGAGAGCCUGGCAUUGGUAUGAUUUCACACUCACCCUGGAUGGUGGGCAGCGUGCAGAGCGCUGGGUGGAGGCACUUGCCCUGAUUUCUGUCGCUCCGAGGCACGGGCCCAGGAGCAGAUGCCGUGUGAAGAGGGAUGGCCCGACAGCGAGGGCGCGCCGUUGGGGGGUGGGGGGAGCGCUGAGCAGCAGGUGGGGCUCUGGACGCCGUGCCCCCUGUGCACACUGGCUCCGGAUGCCUCCUGCCUGGCCGAUGCUGUCCCGAGAGGUCUGCCCUCGGCCAUGGUGCGGGCAGCUGUGCCCUCUGGGACCCCUGAGCGGGUCUUGGGUGUGCCAGCAUUCAGUGUGGGAUGGGAGGGCUGGAUGGGGCCCCGAAGGGAUGGGCUGCCUCCUGCACCCCCAGGGACAGCUGCACUUGGGCCCUGCCAAGUGCAAAGGGGGAGAGACCACCGGGGAGGGCUUCCCAAGGAGGUGGCAUGCUGGGAGCUUCCCGCCUCCCUCUCUCCAAGGGGCCUGGGGCGCCUGCUGCCCAGGUCCAGGCCCUGUGUAGCCCCUGGAGCGUGUGGGCCCAUUGUUUGGUUCUGGAUUCUGCUGUCUCCUGAGGGGCAGGGGCUGGAGGGAGGGAGCUUAGGAGGCAGGAGGAGGGGACAGUGACCUCUGGUCUCGGACUCUUGUGUGGGUGGCCCGGCCAGUAGAGGCAUGGCCUGGGGGCCCUGUCUAGAGAGACCCUAGGGACAGGCAGAUCAGGUGCCGGCAGGGGAGGGGGACCCUGCUGGGGGGAGGCCUUUGGUCCUGGCGUUUCCGGCCGUCACGUGGGCUUUGCGGUGCGCCACACGUCCAGCUCUGACCGGGUUCGUAAAGUUGCCUUAAUGUGCACUGAUGAAAAUCCAUUGAGGUCACCCCACGUCCCCUUGGCAUCUGCCAGGCACCCACACGGGCCACGCCACCCCUCCCUGGGGUCUAUGGGACCCGCUCCACAGCAAGCGCAGGGCAGGAGGAGGCUCUCUCGUCAUCACUCCUGAGGGCUUGGCUGGCACGUCCGCCUGGGACCCCCGGGGCCCUCCGCGCCCCCACCAUCCCCCAGCUGUCACCCUCCGGCCCGAAGGUGGCUCAGCCCCCAUCUGUGCUCUUGCCUUGGCUGUCUUUGCACUUUCGUUCAUGUUCACGCUCCAAAGAUACGUCAUGAUGCCUUCAGUGCCGACCGCAGCGCCUCCCGCGUGUCCCUGCAGCGCAGCUGGGUCUCUUCUCGUGGACGUGUCACCGCCUGUGACAGGUGACGUGUGCCCUCCGUUUUCGAGCGACAGACGCUCAGGGGAAGAGCUCUAGUUUCCUAUGGACUCAGCUCACUGUCAGGUCGAUGCCUGUGCCGUCAGAUGGCCAGGGCGGGUUUGCCCGGGGACCGUGGGUGUGGAGUCAGGCGGCGGGGACGCUGGGGACAAUUCUGGAAAGCUCUGCUGCCCGGGGAUGAGUCCGGAUGCCCAGUGGGUCUGUGCACUUAGUAAACACAGUGGUUCAGCCUG